AUCAAAAAGUGAAAAAUAUCUCAAGGGUUUUUUCUGUUUCAGUUUUGGCCUAACUCAAGGGCGUUUUGGUCGUCUUACAAAGCAGGUGCAUUUUGGUCAAUGUACUUGCACAGGAAUCAUUCUUUGGCUAACUUGUCUUGUGGGAUGCUUUUUAGACUGCCCGACUGUCUCUGACCCAUCCAUUUUCCGUAUUUGCCUCCGGUCACGGUUUCACUUCCUUUUGUGUUAAAUUGUGUUUAGAAAAAAAAAAAAAAAAAAACUUGUCAUCUUGUUAACAGAUGGAGUAUUUGAUUUGUGGGUUAGGAACAGAUUGAGAGAAAUUAAGCUCUGCACUUGCUGAAACCCUUUUUUGAUUAACAUUUCAGGCUGGGAAAAAAAAAUCUCUAGAGUUUUUGUUUUUCCUUUCUCAACCUUUGAAAGGGGCUGUUUGGUUUGUUUCUUCAUUUGGUAUAAAUAGAUAUUUGUAUCCACCCUUUACACUCUCUCUGAAAAUCAAAUCUUUUUUCUUCAGCCACCUUAUCUUCCUCACUUCCCUUAUCUGUGUCUCUCUUCAUGUUCUUCUCUUGAAAAAACCUACUUCUGGAUUUUCUUGAAGGGACCUAAGAGAGACAUGGAUGCUGUUUUGCAGACCAAAGGGCUUCUCUCCCUGCCUUUAAACCCCAAGACCAGAGCGUUUCAAUCUUCUCUGGGCUUAAAGCAAAGAUCUUUCUCCACAAAACCCAAAAUCCCAACUGGGUUAUCUUUGUCGUCAAAUGGGUUACAGAAAUUUCAAGGCUUUGUCUCAAAUACUCAUGGGUUUGGCACAAAAGAGAGGAACUUGUUCAUCUGCAGGGCUGAAGCUGCUGCUGCUGCUGCUGCUGAUGGGCAGCCAGCAUUUGGGGAAACUGAGCAGCCCAAGUUCUUUGGUAUUGAGGCUGUAACCUUCAAGAAGAUUGUUCCACUUGGGUUGAUGUUCUUUUGUAUCUUGUUCAAUUACACAAUCCUCAGGGACACAAAGGAUGUGUUGGUUGUAACAGCUAAAGGGAGUAGUGCAGAGAUUAUACCAUUUUUAAAGACCUGGGUGAACCUGCCUAUGGCUGUUGGCUUCAUGCUGUUGUACACAAAAUUGUCUAAUGUGUUGUCUAAGAAGGCUCUCUUCUACACUGUUAUGCUUCCAUUUAUUGCCUUUUUCGGGGCAUUUGGAUUUGUCUUGUAUCCUCUCAGCAAUUAUAUCCACCCAGAAGCGCUUGCUGAUAGCCUGCUCAACACUCUUGGCCCAAGGUUCCUUGGUCCACUCGCAAUCUUGAGGAUAUGGAGCUUUUGUUUGUUCUAUGUCAUGGCUGAAUUGUGGGGGAGUGUGGUGGUUUCUGUGCUUUUCUGGGGUUUUGCCAAUCAGAUAACUACCGUUGACGAAGCAAAAAGAUUCUACCCCCUUUUUGGACUGGGAGCGAAUGUUGCUCUUAUUUUCUCAGGCAGGACAGUGAAGUAUUUCUCUAAUUUGAGGAAAAAUUUGGGUCCUGGAGUUGAUGGUUGGGCCCUGUCCUUAAAGGGGAUGAUGAGCAUUGUUGUGUUGAUGGGGUUCACAAUCUGUUUCCUGUACUGGUGGGUAAACAAUUAUGUUCCUCUUCCCACCCGCAGCAAGAAGAAGAAGGAGAAGCCCAAAAUGGGGACAAUGGAGAGCUUGAAAUUUUUGGUGUCUUCAAGAUACAUCAGAGAUCUUGCCACUUUGGUGGUUGCAUAUGGUAUUAGCAUCAACCUCGUGGAAGUUACAUGGAAAUCAAAGCUCAAAGCUCAGUUUCCAAGCCCGAAUGAGUACUCUUCUUUUAUGGGUGACUUCUCAACUGCCACUGGAAUAGCAACUUUCACAAUGAUGUUGCUCAGUCAAGUUAUAUUCGAAAAAUAUGGAUGGGGAGUUGCUGCGAAGAUCACACCUACAGUUCUACUUCUGACUGGAGUUGGUUUCUUCUCUCUGAUCUUGUUUGGGGGUCCACUUUCACCUGCUAUUACAAGCCUUGGGAUGACUCCACUCCUUGCAGCUGUAUAUGUGGGUGCUUUGCAAAACAUUUUCAGCAAGAGUGCCAAGUACAGCUUGUUUGAUCCGUGCAAAGAAAUGGCAUACAUUCCCUUGGAUGAGGACACCAAGGUUAAAGGAAAGGCAGCCAUUGAUGUUGUCUGCAACCCAUUGGGGAAGUCUGGUGGUGCUCUGAUUCAGCAGUUUAUGAUUUUGACCUUCGGGUCACUCGCAAACUCAACACCUUACCUUGGAGGUGUACUUCUGCUGAUUGUUCUUGCAUGGCUGGGAGCAGCCAGGUCUCUAGACACCCAGUUUACUGCAUUGCGACGGGAAGAAGAGCUCGAGAAGGAGAUGGAAAGAGCGGCAGUCAAGAUCCCAGUAGUGGCUCAAGAGGGAAGUGGGAACGGUUCUCUUGCCAGCGAUUCAGUGUUGAACCCAACAGCAGGAGACAGCGGUUCCUCUGGACCUCCCCGCAACAUAUAAUGUUUCCGGUUUAAUCGCCAGAUGGGAAGACCAAAUAGGGUUGAUGAGAAGCAAUAUUGGUGAAGUCUUGGUUGUAGGAUCUUAGUUUGCUUUAAAAAUAAGCAUGCUUAUGACUUCUUUUAAAGUCCAGUUUUUUCCUAGAUAUUGAAAUUACCUUCAGUUUAGUUAGUUUUCAGUUCCUAUAUUUUGUAGAAUUAGAUUGAAUUUACACCAAUGGAAUAAACCUAGUUGAUUCAUUAUUACAAAUA
Molecule: messenger RNA, 2724 nt
Organism: Prunus mume (Japanese apricot)
Lineage: Eukaryota; Viridiplantae; Streptophyta; Magnoliopsida; Rosales; Rosaceae
Gene: NTT1
Product: nucleotide transporter 1
Biological process (GO): nucleotide transport
Cellular component (GO): membrane
Molecular function (GO): ATP:ADP antiporter activity
Source: RefSeq, a predicted model, not a curated record